Molecule: messenger RNA, 1512 nt
Organism: Lachancea sp. 'fantastica'
Lineage: Eukaryota; Fungi; Ascomycota; Saccharomycetes; Saccharomycetales; Saccharomycetaceae
Source: the annotation of a GenBank genome assembly
AUGAAAGACCUGUUCCAAGAAAUCUCGCUGCCGUCCGGCGGCUCCUACAAACAACCACUAGGGCUGUUCAUAAACAAUGAAUGGGUGGAGUCCUCUGGAGACGAAACUAUCGAAUCAAUCGACGCAUCCACAGGUGAGGUGAUCGUCGCGGUCCAGGCCGCAGACGCCAAAAUCGACGUUGACAAAGCCGUUGAAGCGGCUCGCAAGGCGUUCCCCGUGUGGAGAGACACGCCCGCCACGCAGAAACGUGACCUGCUGCUGAAAUUGGCGUUUCUCGUGGAACGCGACGCCGAACAGCUCGCCAAAGUAGAAUCCCUCGAUAGCGGCAAACCACUGGAGGCCAACGCCAAGGGCGACAUCAUGGGCCUUGCCGCGGCACUCAAGUACUACGCCGGCUGGGCCGACAAAGCUCAGGGCCAAUCGUUCAGUCCCAACCCAAAUUUGCUGACAUACACCAUCCACCAGCCUCUGGGCGUUGUUGGGUGCAUCAUCCCCUUCAACUAUCCACUCGCAAUGAUGGCGUGGAAAUGGACCGCCAUAGCAACCGGAAACACUACCGUUUUCAAGAGCGCCGAACAAACCCCGCUCUCAAUUCUAUAUUUUGCCAAUCUCGCCAAAGAGGCCGGUUUCCCACCGGGCGUUUUCAACGUUGUUUCCGGCACAGGCGCAAAAGUCGGCGACGCCAUGGCUAAGCAUUUGGGCAUCGACAAAAUCGCAUUCACCGGCUCCACACCCGUAGGUCAGCUCAUCCAGCAGUCUGCUGCCGUCAACUUGAAACCUGUCACUUUGGAAUGCGGUGGGAAAUCGCCCAACGUGGUGUUUGAAGACACCGAUUUGGAAAAGGCCAUCAGAUGGACCGCAGACGGAAUUUUUAACAACAUGGGUCAGAUAUGCUCGGGAACUUCUCGUUGUUUUGUUCAAGAAUCCAUCUAUGAAAAGUUUGUGGACGCUUUGGCUAAGCAUGUGGAGGAAAAGUUUAUUGUUGGUCCACCCACAGACCCUAACGUGAAAGUUGGUCCUCAAAUCUCCAAAAAACAACAGGAACGCAUCCAAUACUAUAUCCAAAAGGGUAUUGACGAAGGCUGCCGUGUGGCACUUGGGGGUCCUGGAUUGCCCGAUGUAAUUGCCCAAUCCGACAAAUACAAGAGCGGAUUUUAUGUCAAGCCUACCAUUUUGGCGGAUAUCACUCCAGACCACACUGUAGCUCGCGAAGAAAUUUUCGGGCCCGUAAUAGUGGUGGGUAAGUUCUCCACUUACGAAGAAGCUCUUCUUAUUGCUAACGAUUCCAGCUACGGUUUGGGGUCUGCUGUCUUCACUCGCGAUAUCACCAAAGCCCACAAAUUUGCCUCCCAGGUGGAGGCAGGUAUUUGCUACAUUAACUCGUCAAACAUUGUGGACUUUGCCUUGCCUUUUGGCGGUGUGAAAAUGAGCGGUCACGGUCGUGAGCUAGGAGAAUAUGGACUCUCAAACUUCACAAAUGUGAAGGCCGUUUACGUGAACUUGGGUGACUAA